Molecule: messenger RNA, 6444 nt
Organism: Gigantopelta aegis
Lineage: Eukaryota; Metazoa; Mollusca; Gastropoda; Neomphalida; Peltospiridae
Product: dual oxidase 1-like
Exons: 31
Coding region: 79-4689 (1536 amino acids)
Biological process (GO): superoxide anion generation; defense response; response to oxidative stress
Cellular component (GO): plasma membrane; NADPH oxidase complex
Molecular function (GO): heme binding; superoxide-generating NAD(P)H oxidase activity; calcium ion binding
Source: RefSeq, a predicted model, not a curated record
GUAACAUAAAGGCCGUUGCUACUCUUCGGCUACCAGUCAUUUUAGGAAAUAGCUAGACAUCGAAAGAAUAUCGCUGAUAUGUCCCACAUCGGAAUAUUACUACUAUGGCAUCUGUGUUCGCUUACCGGACCAUUUGCUCAGCAAACAAACGAUCCGGAACUUCACCCGCAGAAUGGCUUCUAUAACAAUCUCUUUCAACCGGACUGGGGAGCGGCAGGAAGUCUUCUGCUGCGGCUCUCACCUCCGGACUACAGCGACCGCGUGUUCGAGUCGGCCGGAGGGACCCGACCCAACCCCCUGGACAUCAGCGAGAAAAUACAUAAAGGUGUCGACGGUCUCGGCUCUCUUAGGGGGCGAAAUGCGUUACUAGCCUUUUUUGGUCAGUUGGUCGUUGACGAGAUCGUAGACUCGCGAAGACCCGGGUGCCCGCCCGAAUACAUCGACCUCCCCAUACCCGAGGGACACCCGUACAGACGCACGGCCGACAACAUGAUGUUCCAGAGAACCGGAUACAGCGCUAGAACAGGAACAUCGCCAAAUGUUCCACGGCAACAGCAAAAUGGCGUUACCCCAUUCCUAGAUGCCGAAUUCCUUUACGGAAAUAGCCGAAUGUGGACGAACAUAAUGCGCGAGUUUAAAGGCGGGCGACUGAAGUCUGUCGUACAGCGGGCUGACGGUAAAGACAGUUUCCCUGUCGGUAAUGAGGACGGCCUACCGCUGUUAAACCCUCCCAUCCCCAGAGAUAACUCCAUGAAACCAGUCGGUCGAUUUCUUGAGAUUGGUAAUACACGUGGUCACGAAAACCCAUUUUUGCUGUCUCUACAAGUAAUAUGGUUUCGCUGGCAUAACAUAGUUGCUAGUAAUAUAUCUUUAGCGAACUCUGGCUGGUCAGAUAACAAGGUGUUCGACCAGGCGAAAAAACUAGUCACAGCUCAUUUCCAGAACAUUGUGAUGUACGAGUGGUUACCUGCCUAUCUUCAGAUUUCAGGAGGGAACUUCACACCUGGAAACAACCUUAUUCCAGCAUAUGAGAAGUACGAUUCGACUGUCCAGCCAGGAAUAUCACAGGAAUUCGCAACAGCUGCCAUGCGUUAUGGACACACAUUGGUUCCCUCGGGUGUCUGGCUUAUGAAUGAAACGUGUAGUAACCUCACGACAACAGGACGGGGUCCAGAUGGGAAGACUCGGCCGGUAACCGGUCUCAGAAUGUGCAACACGUACUGGGAUUCACAGGGUUUGGUUCGGGACAACUUUGAUCCGAUAGUCCGAGGUUUGGUGUACACGCUGUCUGAGCGAGAAGACGCCGACUACACUGCCGACAUAAGAGAAUAUCUUUAUGGACCACUACAUUUUUCACGUCGAGACCUCGCUGCUCUUGAUAUUCAACGUGGUCGAGAUCAUGGUUUGCCAGACUACAACACGGUUAGAGAGACUUUGGGACUGAAGCCCAUCACAGAUUGGAGGGAAAUCAAUAAUGACAGUAGUGCUCUUGGAGUUAAUCAGAAAAUCCGGGAUUUGCAAAUACUAUAUGGAAAUACUACGUCACCAGAUAAUCUUGACCUAAUUACCGGUGGAAUGCUAGAGUCAAAUGGAUUUGGUCCUGGUAAAACAUUUCAGCUAAUCAUAAAAGAACAAUUUCUGAGGAUUAGAAAUGGCGACAGACUGUGGUAUGAAAAUAACAUUGGAUCAAACAGAAGGUUCACAGCUCAAGAACUGGUUGAUGUUAAAUCGGUGAAUUUUCGUCAAAUUUUAGCUGCUACAACAAACAUACCCUUAUCCGAGCUUCCUCCAAAUGUAUUCAUUUGCGCUGGAGGAUUAGCUUGUUCUUGUCGACCACCUCUAGCAACAGAUGACACCAACAGCACCCAGCUUGACGUCUGCUCCCCGCUCAGCACGUUCGACUACUUCACAGACAGCAGACUGUCGUUCCCACUGUCCAUUGUGGCGCUGGGUCUCGUUAUACCAGGGUCCAUUCUGCUGCUUGUGCUGCUCAUAAAGCGGAGACAGAGAAUAAACCAGUCUAACAACCAAAGACAGUCCUUAAGAAGAAAAGAGGCUAAUCCAAAUAAAUUUGUUGUUAAGGAAUGGACCGGCCCGGAGUCCGGCACGAGAAACGUGGUGGUGGAGUUCAACUCUGCCAGGAAGAAGAUCUCGGUGUCGGACCUGCGCGGCAAGUCUCUGCGCUUCAUAGACCUGAGAAACGUAAACAAGGCCACCUUGAAGAUCUCCUACGACAAAGACCUUGACCUCGUCUGUUUCCGCAUUCCGGGGGAGGUCGAUCUUAUAUUGCGUUUCUCGAAUAUGCUAGCGAGACAGGAGCUGAUCGCUGCGACUGCGCGGUUCCUGGAAGAGCUCGGGAUUCAGGUGGAGAGGCAGGAGCAGCCUGAACAGGUGAUUCUAGAUCACUCCAAGAACAUGGACACCAGGCAGCAGCUGCUGGACCGGUUCUUCAGGGUCAUCUGCCUACAGGCUCUGAAGGAGGACCCGACAGCUCGGAACUACGAUCUGGACGAAGAGGAGGCGAACGAGAUCAUCAGCAUAAAACUGACGAGGACGGAACUUGCCGACGCCCUGGGUCUGCAGCCAUCAUCGGUGUUCGUGAGGAACAUCUUCCUCCUUACCGACAAGGACAGCGACGGGUUUAUCUCCUUCAGGGAGUUCCUCGACCUGUUUGUCACGUUUGCUGCUGGCAGUGCCGAUGAUAAAUCUAGACUCAUGUUCAACAUCUACGACAUCAGGAAGAGGGGAUACCUCACAAGAAGCGAUUUCUAUAAAAUGAUUAAGUCCAUGCUGGACAUUUCGGGGGCAAAUCUAGACGAUGCUCGCGUUAAUGAACUCAUUGACGUCAUGUUCCAAAGUGCCGGUGUUUCCGACCAGGACCGGAUGUCGUAUGAAGAUUUUAGAAAGGUGUUCGCUUCCUCUGAAUACAAGUCUACCUUGCAAGCCGCAUCGUUGGUUGAGGGACUGAAAGCUGCCCCAGGGCAGAGUGAGGUUCUGCGGAAUAGACGCAAAACAGUUUACAAAAGUUACAGGGGUAAAGGCAACAGGGAGGCGCCAGCCAACAGACGGUCCAAGAUUGAGGUCUCGGUGAAGCGAGCGAGCUACCCGGAGUCCGCGAUGUCACUUCGGUGGGAUGCCUUCAGUCGAUAUGUGGAGAUUUACCAACUACACAUCUUCUGGCUCACUCUCUACACUCUGGUGUGCAUCGGGAUAUUCGUGGAACGCGCUUACUACUACGCUGUUGGCCGCGAGCACGCCGGUCUGCGCCGAGUGUCUGGUGCGUGGACGACGGCGAUGAUCCGGGGAUCUGCCAGCGUCAUCAUGUUCACGUACGCCGGCCUGCUUGUCACCAUGUGUCGUAACAUCAUCACGAGACUCCGCGAGACUUUCAUGCAUCGCUUCAUUCCCUUUGAUUCCGCCGUUACAUUCCACAAAUAUAUCGCCUGGGUUGCCAUGGUAGCCACAAUUGUGCAUAUAUUUGGCCAUUUUGUGAACCUGUACUGCAUGUCGACACAAACUCCUCAGGCGCUGACGUGUCUUUUCAGGGAGUACUUCACACCUUCACACGUUUUGCGUACAUUCCACUACUGGGCGUGGCAAACUAUAACAGGUCUGGCUGGGAUAUACGUCACGGCGUUGAUCUUCAUCAUGUACGUGUUCGCUACGCAGUGGGCACGAAGACACGUGUUCACGUGGUUCUGGUUCACGCACAACUUCUACAUCUUCGUGUACAUCAUCACCUUCCUGCACGGCAUCGGCGCGCUCGUGCAGUCCCCGCUCUUCCAGUGGUUCAUGGUCGGGCCACUGGUUCUCUUCAUGCUCGACAAGCUGGCCAGUGCCAGUCGCAACAAACUCGAAAUACCAGUCAAGAAAGCAGAACUUUUACCUUCUGCUGUGAUUGGACUUACUUUCAAAAGACCCGAGAACUUCCAGUACUUAUCAGGGCAAUGGGUUCGAAUCGCGUGCCUGGAUCUGGGGAAGAGCGAGUACCACCCCUUCACUCUGACGUCUGCGCCUCACGAGAAAUAUCUUAGUCUUCACAUACGGGCAGUCGGACCCUGGACGAAAAACCUGCGCAGUAUUUAUGAGCCAAAUCAGCUUGGCGCGAAGCCAUAUCCAAAGUUGUAUGUAGACGGGCCGUUUGGUGAGGGUCACCAGGACUGGUUCACGUUCGAUGUCGCAGUACUUGUUGGGGGAGGAAUCGGCGUAACACCCUUUGCGUCCAUUCUAAAAGACAUCGCUUUUAAAUCUCGUACAGGCGCUCAUAUCUCGUGUCAAAAGGUGUACUUCCUGUGGGUGACGAGGACACAGAAGCACUACGAGUGGCUCAUCGACAUCAUCCGUGACGUGGAGAACACCGACGACCGCGACAUCGUGUCCGUGCACAUCUUCGUCACGCAGUUCCAGCAGAAAUACGAUCUCAGAACCACCAUGUUGUAUAUUUGCGAGCGGCACUUCCAGCGAGUUGAAGGUAGAAGUCUGUUCACUGGUCUAAAGGCCACGACACAUUUCGGUCGUCCAUAUUUCAACAGCUUUCUUCAGUCGCUGCAGUUUGAACACCCACAGGUUCAGAGAAUUGGUGUGUUCAGCUGCGGUCCGGGACCUAUGACUCGGUCUGUACAGGAUGCGUGCUCACAUUUGAAUGCCAGAGAUGGACCCACCUACAUUCACCACUUUGAGAACUUCUAAUGCACAGUGCCAUCAGAAGCCCGUGGAAACCGAUGGGUGCUGUGUGCCCUCCACAUACACCCCACACUCACCAACUCUCCACCCACGCACACCUCCCACACACACACACACCACCCCCACCAUACUACUUGUGGAAGAAAUGUAUGUUUUUGUCAUAUUCUCUGUAAAUAAAGGAAAAGAUCUGGCUUGUACCCCCUACACACACACACACACACACACACACACACACACACACACACACACUCACACUCACACUCACACUCACACACACACACACACACACACACACACUAAAAACAGUGACCCUCAACUACAGAUUUUGACCUCCCACCUACCCCUCUCCACUACAGAUGUAGUUCCUACGGACCUGCAGCAAAUCAGCAUUCUGAGCUAGAUGAUCCAUUUGACACAUCAACAAACAGUUUGUCUGGACUCUACAGCCUUGGAAAGGACUCACGUGCCGACAAUUCUCUCAUAAGCAGAUGACCUGCUUCUAUAGGAAACACCGCAGAGACUACAGUUACAAUCUUAAUCAAUUGGAUAAAUACUGCAAAGAUAACAUACUUGGCACUAAUGUAGAUAAAACGCAAAACCUUUUUAAAAAUUGCCAAAACACUGUAAAUAAUCAAUUGUACCAAUUGUAUCAAAAUAUAUAGGAGUAGGCUUCACUAAAAAUGGUAUUUUUUAAAGAAUGCUCUAAAUGUCUUUGGAAAAAAUUACUUUGCUGUUUUUAGAAACUACAAAAUGAGUUCUUAGACACCAAUAUACCGAUUGAUAUUCCAUGUCAUUUAAUUAUAUUAUUUAACCUGUCCAUGUAUAUGCCAGUGAAGUCUGGGGUGCCCAGUUCAUAGUAUUACAAUGUCUUGAAACUUUCUUGCCAGAGAGGCCCCUCUUACAAAUCUGCAAGUGAACACAACAGUUAAGCAAUCGUGCCCAUAAUUGGGCAUCUAGAGCUGAGAUUGGUCUAUACUCACUUUUAUUAUCUGUGCUGAAGAGAAUGUGGGUUUUUCUUUUUACUCACGCAAACUACUAACAAUGUAAUAUCACAAUAUUCUUUUUCUGAAUGCACGAACCUUGUAAAAAAAAUCACCACUGAUUGGCUACAUAAACUUUAUUACUAUAUUAAUAAUUUAAACGAAGAAAGAAGUAUUGUAAAAUAUUCAGUUCAUCUUGACUAAAGCUAAACAUUUAGAUCUUUAUAAGGGAAAUCUUGUUGCUUUAGCCAAAAGAGAUGGAUCUAGUAACAGAAUGAGAACAUAAAUUAUAUAAACGUAAUAUACAGCUAGAACAAUACUUGUUAUAUUGUAUACAUCCAGAACAUUGCAAACAAUUUACUAAACUAUGGUAUCAACAACCACAAACUGAAAGUUGAGACUGGACGAUACACAAAACUCUUUACUCCAGUAGAAGAACGAUCAUGUAGUCCGUGCAGUCUGAUUGAAAAUGAAUAUCAUCACAUAAUAUGUGUGACAUAUAAUACUCCAAUUAACUUUACACAAUAAGACAUUUAAAAUGAUGUCUUUGAAUGAAACAUUUAUAUUUAUUAUGAAAAAUCAGGAUCCUGCUUAUGCAGGUGCAGUGUGUAAACCUGUUUAUGAUUAUACAUGUAUUAACCAAUAAUUAGCUACUAUUACCAUUAGUUUAGUAUCAUGUUUGUCUGUGCCAUUCUUGUACAAAUAUAUGUUGUAAAUAACAUACAUGUUUUACCUUCAGUUCCAUAUGUCGAAUGUUUGUAUGCAAUAAAGUUUAUAUGUA